AUGGAUAGACUAAGUAGAAUUGGAAUACAGGUGCCACAGGAUUGUGUAUUUUGCAAAGCAGCUACUGAAACACUACAACCUCUAUUUUUUGAGUGCCCAUUUACUAACAGAAUUUGGACCAGAUUACUGUCAUGGAUUGGCAUAAACAGGAGCAUAAAGGGAUGGACAGAGGAGCUUACUUGGGCAAGAAGGAUGGCUAGAAAGAAGACAGGAAAAGGUGCAAUCACUAGCUAUGUGUUUGCUAUGCUCAUAUACAGUAUAUGGAGGGAGAGGAACAUGAUGCGUUUCCAGCAAAGUGUUUUUGAGGAACACAGAAUAUGCAGAGAAAUUGUCCUACAUGUACACACAAGAGGCAGAGGACAACCUAAGUGGCAGCAGACAUUGCAUAGUUUAGACAGAUUUGCUUAG
Nicotiana attenuata is the source of this 408-nucleotide messenger RNA. RefSeq lists its product as uncharacterized. The transcript has a single exon. The record is from RefSeq and is a predicted model, not a curated record. Lineage: Eukaryota; Viridiplantae; Streptophyta; Magnoliopsida; Solanales; Solanaceae. The coding region runs from base 1 to 408 and encodes 135 amino acids.